This is a messenger RNA of Didymodactylos carnosus, 780 nucleotides long. The record is from the annotation of a GenBank genome assembly. NCBI's taxonomy places the organism in Eukaryota, Metazoa, Rotifera, Eurotatoria, Philodinida, Philodinidae.
AUGAAGCGUGUUACACAUGGAAGAGACGAAAGAGGAGUGAGACUUCGAGAAGAACGAUUUAUGCCUAACCCUUUGUCACUCUCUCGACCUUUCACCGAAGGGGGAGACUGGGAGGUGAAUUUUAUUCGUGCUGUGGAAGAUUAUUUCAGUAUUGUACCUGCUGAUGAUCAUCAUAUAUUGGUGGAGAAAGCAGCGGAAGGACUGAUUUCAGAAGGAAAAAAGGUGGGUAAACAACGAGAAGCAGAGUGGAUGGCCCAGGAACUGCUCAAUGUAAAAGACAAAAAGAAAGAAGAAGUGUAUCCGGUAUGCGUUCGUCUCUAUACGAUGGAAAGUUUUCUCUACAAGAAAAUGAAUGAAACCAUGCGUUCUGUGGGCGAUGAGAAACAUAUUGACUUCUUGCAAAGCAAAGUACCGACCUUUGGCCCUUUUGCUUAUCUUCUUUACAAACUCUUAGUAUAUGACAAAAAAUGGUGGACUGUCUAUCGCGGCGCUCAACUGUCCGAUGAUAUGAUUGAACAAUACAAAGACUCUAUUGGAAAAUACCGAGCAUUUCCAGCUUUCACUUCAACAAGUCGUUCUCGUGCUAAAGCUGAACAAUUUGGUAAUGUCCUUUUUGAAAUUCAAGCUCGUAAUGUGGGCGCCGAUGUAUCGUCAUACUCAGUCUAUCCUAAUGAAGAAGAAGUACUACUGCCUCCAUAUUUCAACUUCUGCGUUCGAUCAUGUUCGCUGUUGUUCGACAGAAACAAAAGACAAAAUAAGUGGAUAAUAUGCUUGGAUUAA